Racocetra persica is the source of this 341-nucleotide messenger RNA. The record is from the annotation of a GenBank genome assembly. NCBI's taxonomy places the organism in Eukaryota, Fungi, Glomeromycota, Glomeromycetes, Diversisporales, Gigasporaceae.
CAGAUAUUGCUACUCAAAAUCUUGACUAUGACUACAAACCAAAAGAACUAAAUGACAAAAAUUGGAAAGAAAAAAUGGCGCAAUAUAAAAUAUAUGAUGAACUACAAUUGGACAUCAAGGAAAAAGAACUUUGCAUAGAAUAUAAAUAUCCUUACAAUGAAAAAAAAUUGCUAAACAGAUAUUGUAACAAAUGUUACGAAAAAGCACCAAAAUACCAAAUCUAUGAAAUUGAAAAAGAAGAAUUCAUACCAAGCAAAAAACUUAAAGUAACUACCGAAAUUGAAGAAUUCAAUUUCGAAAAAAUAGAAAGAACUGAAAUAGAACAAAUGAACAAGAAAUAA